Messenger RNA from Equus quagga, 8437 nucleotides. It is a transcript of the gene CCDC57, whose product is annotated as coiled-coil domain containing 57. The record is from RefSeq and is a predicted model, not a curated record. Bases 5402 to 8437 code for a protein of 1011 amino acids. NCBI's taxonomy places the organism in Eukaryota, Metazoa, Chordata, Mammalia, Perissodactyla, Equidae. The transcript is spliced from 19 exons.
UAGUAACUGUGUGGUGGGGAGAUACUUGAGCCUAUGGAAGUACCUCGCUUCUGACCAUACUAAUUAGCCUCUCCCUAAUUUUAGCAUCCACAAGUGAGUGUUUUCUGAAACAAUGAUGGAUGUCAUGGUUGCUGAAUGGGGAUUUUUCCACGUCUGUUAUUCCUUCUACAUUGAUUAGUUGGAAUUCUUCUGUAAGAAAGAACCUCCUGGUUUUUCUGUUUAUUCAGUUAUUUAUGUCAGUAUAGAUACUAUAUUUUUAUUCCAUAGGUUUGUGUUUAUAAUCCUUUGCUAUUGUCUCUUGUUGCUCUGAUUGUCCAGAUUUGGGCAUUAGGAGCCCCUUCAAGUGGGUUUGGCUUCCGUGUCCCCAACCUUUUUGAGCACUUCCUUGCUUUCUGGCACCACAAGAUGCUCCAGGCUCACCCUGUGGUUUCCUCGACCCAGCCGAGAAUCAGCCAUUCUCUAAGGAGUGCUGGUUCCUUUUAGUGUAGAAGGUGGUGUUUAGAAAGCAAAUGUGGGUGCAGGUAUGCUCAUUGCUACUGGAGUGUCUUUGCUUUUUGGCUUUCUCAGUGAGCAGAGCUAGGAAAUGUGUAUUUGUGUACAGCACAUACAUUGGUAUGCGUUUCUAGAUCUGCAUAUCCGUGUAUGUAUCUUAAAAACUGUUUACAGAGUUUGUAUAGAGAGAGAGAGAGAAAGAGAGACAGUUUAUAGUGACGCCUGCAAUUCCAAUCUAUUACCACAGGGUUCAGUCUAGAGUGCUUUUCCUCUCGGAAUCUGGCUCCCAUUUUCCUCAAUAUAUUGACUUAUUGCUCAAUCCUGGACUACGCAUACAGUAGUCUCAGAAUUGCCAAUCCACCUUUCUGUGAAAAGCUAAUCUACCAACUAGACUACAGUAUUUGCAUGCAGUUGUUUUGUUUUUAUCCUUGGAAUAUAUAGUCAAAAUGCUGUUUGACGGAGUUGCUUUAGUGCAUUUGUGUUAUUCAUUUGUAAUAAGUUAGGUUCACUUGUUUCUGCUUAUAUUUCGUUUUGUCUUUGUUGAUUUUCAGUUUCCGUAUGUGGAAGAAACAUUUCUGUGGUUGUGAAAGUCAGCAGAGUCUAAGCUCUUAACUACAAGACUAUUCAACUUCUCUUCCAUUUCAUUUCUCAUUUACUCCCUUUCUCUGGGGCGGGGGAAGGGGAUUUGGUGGAUGUAAACUCAAAUACAAAGGCACUGCAGGCCCUCCCUGGAGAGGCGCCCUCAGCCCAGCAGGUGCCAGUGCUGGGACUGUGAUCUCUCUGCUCAGCUCUCUCACUUCAGGUUUCACAAAUGGUUGUGGAUCCUGCUUGACAGUCAAUGAAGUAUGGAAAAGAGCCUUGGGGCCAUGGCCUGUCAUUUUCACUCCCUAGCCCUGCAUGAAGGUGACGUGGCUGAGUUUAGCUCUCACGGCUUGCAGAGGGAUUCCAGAGGGUGCCAGCAUCGAGUUCCCUGUCCUGAGUGCAGAGCAGAUGAGCCGCCUCUGGACUUUCCUUCAAGUCCCAUGAAAAUAUUUUGUAAAUACAGCUCAUUAAAUAUAUUUGCAGAGCAGCAACAAGACAACGUUCCUGACCGAGGUAGAUUUAGGUUCCUGUUCAUUGGAGUGAUGGGGUUCGUCCUCCUAGUGGCGAGUGGAAAGCCAAACGUAUCUGGGGCUGCAUCCUUCCGGGGAAGGAGAUGAAAAGAAACGCCCCCCUUUUGAUGUCCCUCUGACCAGCUGGUGUGCCUAAUUGGCUUGUUCGUUAGCGUCUAGUGACUGACUUUUAGUCUGUACGGAUGGUCCUGUUGUGUAACUUUUGGAGUCUGCGACCGCUUUUGUUUUAUGGAGGUCAUGCGAUGCUUUUCCAAUUAAGUACUUGUGAAAUGUUUAUUCUGAAACAGAUUGCUCCCUAUUUGUGGUCAGCCGAGCAGAAGUGUGAUUAAUUUCGCUGUCACCUCUGCUGAUCCGGGGACCUUUGGAUUCGCCUCUGACUGUGCCAUGUUUUACUCUGAUAAUCUGGUCGUCUUGGCGAGGGCUGAGAUGGGGGUGGGCAGAGUCAUCCUCACCUGCUCCUUCCCUGUCUGUCUGGGGUGUGGUCACUGCAGCCAGCUGCUGGAGAGAUGGGGGUGCCAGCAGGGCAAGGCCAGCCCAUCUGCAGAGCCCACUGUGUUUGGGAAGUUCUUUCUCUUCCACGUCGCUCCUUUCAUACUUCCUUGGGACUCAUCCUUCGUCUGGAAGUCCUUCCUCUAACCAGGAUGCCGGCUGUUGAGGGUCAUCCUUGCAGCUCUGGCAGUCUUUGGCCCUGUUGUGAUUUGUGGAGAGAUCACUGGGAGUCCGUCACGAGGUGGAAGCGAUGUCUUUGGAGGCUCUUUCUUACUGCGCUCUGCAUGUGGAGCAUCCCACCCUGGGCAUCGCUCCCUUUGCCUCGGAGGAGGCUGGGGCCUGUGCUCAGGGUGAGGCCUGGGCGAGUGAGGGCGAGUGACACACUCCCCUGUGUCGUUGCCGGCAUCAUCUUCACGCCAGGGGCACAUUCAGACUAAUUGGUGGCUGAGGUGGUCUUCCAGGUGGGGCCUCUGCUGCCGGUGUCUGUUAGGGCCUGCAAGCUGCCAGUUUUCCGUGUGUGGGACACCUUGGCUUUCACAAGGAGUUGUUUCCUUCUUCCCAGGACCCGGGGAUUUCCAAGUGCUUUUCAGGCCUGGUAGGUAGACAUCUUCCUUAGAUACAGAAAGAGUUGGAAAGCUCAGUAUUUUCCAAAUGAGAAAAUCAAAGUGAUGAGAUCACCUAGCGCACUCCUGGCCCUUCCCCUGCCGGGGCAGCAGGUCUUCUGACCCCACGGAUCCUCCUAGAAGACUGUGAAUGCCGUGGGCAGAGCUGAGUUGACAGGGGUCCCUUGUCUCCCUGGAGAUCUCUACAGUUUCCCCGGAAGUUUCCUGUGGUCCCUCCUGAAAACCGGAUGCUUCCUGGGGACAUCUGCUGGCUGACAGACAGAUUGGAUGGGAUUUUGAGUGUGUGACGUUAAAGCUGUUUGAUCUCAGCCUCGGGGCUCUUAGGAUCGUCCUCUGGUGAGGUUUAUGCAGAAGCAGGGCAGUCUGUUUUGUGACGAGGUAAGAAGGAAAGGAGCAUGCAGCAAUCGGGGGUUUACCUUUGGGGUCCUGAGUGCAGUGGACUCUGGGGUACACGGUAGAAGCUGGUUUCUCUCUGGGGAGCGGCUAGACAUCCAGAGGGAGCUGUGGUGGGCCACGAGGGCCAGGCCCCGUCUUAUGGGUCUUUGUUACUGUUCCAAACAGGUUGAACUUCAUCUUGCUAAUGGUUGGGAACCACGGGCACAGUAUCACGUGAUCAGAUGUCCGUACUAGAGGAGCAACUCCCGUGGGUGGCUGUGUGACCGAUGCAUUUAAGAGAUGUACCUGGUGGCAGGGUGCCUGCACAGGACAGGGCACUAAUGAGCGGUGCUCAGAGGAGGGGAGGCCACUGACCCCGCAGAUGUUCGUGUGCUCUCUGUAGAGAACCAUAGAGAGGACUCGCGGGCACUUAGUCUAAGAUCACAGCAGCAUCGGCAUCGUUUAAUGUUGUGUGCUUGCUCAAAUCCUGAUUCUUGCCCUGUGAGUGUGUGCAGGCAUGUGGGUUGCCCGUUUGUGUGUCGGUUUCUGUUGAUGAGACUGUCAGGCCCCGGAACUCACUAGGCUCACUAGGCCUUGCACCAGCUCCUCACGCACGCAGCUCUGCCGGUGGUCGGCUGAGUUUGUGCAUGGGGGCUGGGGCAGCCAUUAGAUGUCCAGUUAGUGUGGGUGGACCCUGACUGUGGAGGUCGCUGUGUGGCCUCGUUAUUGCACACCGGGGCUUUCCCUGAGCUUUGUGGCCAGCCUGACCUGACGUAAUCCUGGUUUCCCAGUGGUCCCAGGCGCCCUGAAGUCAGCGCAGGGGGCCCAGGUAGAGCAGGACGCGUGAACCUCCUGAAGACUAGGCAGAGCCCCUUCCUGCCCCUCCCUCUGGGCCGGGGCCUCCCGCCCCCGUCCAUGUGUCCAGAGCAGCCCCAUGCCGCCCCCAGCCACUCUUGAUGUGGGGAGUCACCUCCUCUGCCCUUUUGUUCCCAUGCUUCUGUCUUGUCCCAGCAAGGAUGUCAGCCCGGCAGUGCAGGGACCUCAGCUGUCUGUCCUUAGCAGGCAGAACAGCACUUACCUCUAGUGAGUGCUAAAGAAAUACUUGUGAAAUGAGUAAAUGAGUGAAUUUAGGAAUUCUUACUGUGUCUGUGAGGAUUACAUUACCUAGAAUCGCAUUUCCUGGUUAAGAUGACCAGCACUAUAACAGAAUAUAAGGGUUUGCUCACGAGUGAAGCAAACACUUGUCAGCUUCUGUGUGCCAGGGAUUAGGGGAGAGAACAGGGUCUGAGGUGACCUCAGGACACACUUAGGGGGCUCCUUGACCGUCUGCUUGGGAAAAUACUUGGCAACUGACUGAAUUUGAAGCCAGUAACUCCCAUUUUUACUGAAUUCCAAGCUUUUAAAGUCGAUGCCCUCAGUUUCUCUGUAAUUCAUUGAUGCAUCCAUGGACACACUUAAAGAUCAAGUUAUCGUAGAUCAGGGUGACUGAGCUAAAGAGCGAGGGCUGGCGAUGAGAGGGUGGGGUGCUGGGCGUUCUCAGAGAAGGGCAUCAUUCCCACACCGCCGUCUGACCCCCGGGUGGUGACGGGCUCUCAGCACAGCCUGCGCCCCUCUGGACCUGUUGUGUGGGCAACCCAGCGCCCACGGCCUUGGGCCAAUUUGCAUCUCUUAAUCCUUGGAGGCCCCCCUGAGCAGUUUUGCGUGUCAGAAUCCACCCCUUCUCUGCCAGGUGACAAGACUGGGACAGUGAUGAUGAUGUCUCUAGCUUGCCCUGGCGAGGAGCAGCCCUCCCCAGCCCCCUCCCCACUGCCCCACCCCCCUGUGGCCCGUCCUCAGCAGACACAUGGGGAAUAAGAGGUUUUUAGACACUUGUUAGCAGUUUCACAAAGUAUUUUUAUGCUGUUGAAUCUAAUAAUUAGAAAAUUGGACUUGUAUGUGUUUGGGUCUUUAUUUCAUUUUUUCUUAGCACUUUAUUUUAUUGUGUUUUCCAAAAAUGUCAGCCCAUGAUGGAUUGGAAAGAAGAGAGCAAAGGAAGCUGCUCCUGGGUAGUGAAUCUCCAGGAGACUGAGUUCUGGCUGCAGAGGAGGAGCCUGGGGUGGGAAGGGGCUUGGCUCUCAAGGGCCGCCCGCUGUCCAGGUCUAGCUCAGCUACUUAGCAGUCUUAGUUUUCUCAUCUGCAGAAUGGGGAGAGCGCCUCAUAUAUCUUGUAAGGAACCGAGCUUGUAGGUAGCAGUGUUUCCUCUGGUUCCUUCCUCUUCAUCCUGCAGGAUCCUGGCUUUACUGCCUGUCCCCUCUGCUGUCAGCUGCUGCAAUGCUGCCGCUGCCCUCGGAGCAGGCCCUGGAGGAGCUGCUGGUUCGCAAGGAGGAGGAGUGGAGAGCACUGCAGGCCCAGCGCUCCCAACUGCAGGAGGCAGCUGUGCAGGAGGUGCAGAGCCGGCUGGAGGAGGCACAAGGGAAGCUGCAGCGCCUGCAGGAGGACUUUGUCUACAACUUGCAGGUGCUGGAGGAGCGGGACCGCGAGCUGGAGCGCUAUGACGCUGCGUUCGCCCAGGCCCGAGGGCUGGAGGAGGCCAGGCAGGCCGAGGUGAGCGAGCUGAAGAUCGAGGUGGCCAAGUUGAGGCAGGCGCUUGCGACUGAGGCCAGGAGGCUGGAGGACGCGCAGCAGCAGUACCAGCUGAGGUUGCAGGAACAUCGCCUGGAGCUGGAGCGGGUCCACAGUGACAAGAACAGUGAGAUUGACCAUCAGCGGGAACAGUAUGAAAACCUGAAAUGGAAGCUGGAGAGAAGGCUCGAGGAGCUUGAUGGUGAACUUGCUCUGCAGAGGCAGGAGCUGCUGCUGGAGUUUGAAUGCGAAACGCAAAAGAGGGAGCAUGAAUUCCGCCUGCGCGCCGAUGGCAUGAGCAACUUGGUCUUAAUGCACGAGCUCAAGGUUAAACUAUUGAACAAAGAGCUUGUGGCUCUGAAAGAAGCUGGAGCAAAGGCUGCAGAGUCUCUACAGAGUGCCGAGAUGGCCAGCUCGGAGCUGGAGCGAAGGCUGCAGUGCAGAGACCAAGAGCUCAGGGAGCUUGCCGCAGUGAGGGAUGCCCGGAUUGAAGACUUAGAGGGUAAACUUUGCUCUGUGCAGCUGACCAGGAAAAAAGAGGAGGAGAUGUUUAGGAGGAAGCACGAGGAGCUCGACCGUCUGGCCAGGGAAAGGGAUGAGGUGCUGGCAGCGGUAAAGGACGCCCACGUGGAGCAGCUGCGGGUGCUGGAGUCCAGGGCUCUGGAGCUGCAGGCCCACUGCGAGACCCUCGAACUGCAGCUCCACAGGGCCGAACAGAGGCAGGCGGACGCCUUGAAGGAGAAGGAUGCCGUCAUUGACAGACUCCGGGAAGACACGGCAGCUCUGAAAUCUGGCUGGGAUGCCCAGAUCGCUCAACUCUCCAAGGAGAUGAUCGCCAAAGACCUUCAGGCUCAGUCGCUGCAGGGAGAAGAGGGGACACUCCAGGCACAGCUAGCCAGAUGCCAGCAGGACAUCGGAAGGUAUAAACAGCAGCUGUGUCUGGCAGCAGAAAGGGAGCAGAGCCUGGAGCGUGAGAAGGUACAGCUGGAGCUGGACUGGCAACGUCGUUGUGAGGGCCUUGAGAGGGACCAGUUUCAGAGGUCCGAGGAUCUGAUUCGGGCUCUGACCAUGGCUAAAGAGCAGGUUGCUGCCAAGCUCCAGGAGACAGAGCGAACACUGUGCGACCAGGAGGUGGUGCUGAAGGCCCUGACCCUAGAACGAGACCAGGCGGUGCAGGCACUGAGGACACGCGGGCCCCUCCCUGGGAAGGAGGUGCAGAUGCUUCCAAGCCAUCAUGAAGGAGAAAUAAGUAAAAGUUUUCCAUCUAGUGAGAUCCAGCGGCUACAAGAGCAGAACACAAGCUUGCGAAACACUAUUGCACAAAUGAGGAAAGAAAUGGAAACUCUAAGUGAUCAAAUUCUUCCCUCUGCGCAGUCAGGAAGAGAGACCUCAAAUACAAGCCUGCCUGAUUCAAAGACAGCAGCUGAUGCCCCCACCCCUGAUUAUGUUCUGGCCCUGGAAGCAGAAAUACGAACUCUGAAGCACAAAUUUAAAACCCUGGAAGAACAACUAGAAGUGUUAGAUCCUUCAAAGAAGUCCACAUCUUAUCCUGAUGUUCAACCUAGUGUCCAUAGCUCAACAGAAACCGCUGGAGGAACCAUGCUAGCUGACGGUGCAUCCUUGGGAUUGUUGCUCCAGAGGCUUGGAGACAGGGCACAUCUCUUGAACUUCCUGGUGACCCGGAUCAGACAGAAGGUGCUGCAGAAAGCCCUGGACGUGGACACUGUCCAGCGAGAGCUUCCCCACGAGGUGGACCAAGUGCACCUGGAGGUUUUGGAGCUUCGGAAGCAGGUGGCUGAGCUUGAGGAGCGUCUCGGGACAGCCUGGAAGGAAGGCAGGGUAGUUUCAAGCAGGCAGCAGCUGCGAGCUCCUGACUCCACGGCCCUUAGGAGAGAGGACCCUGCAGAUGGAGCAUCCUUGGGGACAGUGGAGCAGGGGACGUUCUCUGUGCACCUGGGCCCGGAGGCACAGCCCACACAGGCCUUGUCUGUGCCCCGACUCCAGAGGAAACUAAAGGAGGCUGCCCGAAAAAUCCUGCACCUCCGCCUGGAGAAGGAGCAGCUCCUGGAGAUGGGGAACAGGCUCCGCGCGGAGCUGGGCCGCCCCACAGGGAAACUGUCUGGUCGCUCCCCUCCCACCCCUGGAGCCCAGAAGCCGGGUGAGGCGCCUGAGGCACCUUUGGGCCACUUGCAGCCCCACUUCCCAACUCAGGAUUCUCAGGAUGCCAAGAAAGAACGUUUCUCCGAAUGCUCGGGAAAGAUCCAACCCUGCUCGGCACAGAUAGUCCGCAGAAACGAGACUCCAUGUGGCUCUGAGGCAGGAGUGGCCGUGGGGCCAGGACAGAAGCAACACAAAAGCUCCACGAUGCCUUGCAAAUCAACUCGUCAGAAAGAAGGCCGGUCCUCAAAGUCACUCCCAGCUCAAGAAUUCCGGGAGGAAAAUGGCCACCACACCCAGAGAUCCUCAUCACUUGCCAGCAGUUCCCUGCAGGACGCUUGGAAGUUCCUCGACCUGGGAUCCAGCCCUUCUGGCCUCACCUCCCAGGAGGACUGCACUCAAGCAGCCGACAGCCUCCAACACUCUGACAGGAGCCCCAUCGAGACGUGGGCAGCCUUUGCUGUCAAAGGGAUGAAGAUGGAAGCCCAAGAAAAGGCCAGGCCCACCAGGCCCGCCCGGGCUCACCCUGCAAAACCUAAAGGCUGCCAGUGGCCCCCCAAGAUCCGGAACUACAACUUCAAGGACUGA